AUGUCUGUCCGUCGAUCUAGCAGGAUCGCAUCAGUAUCUGUCGCUCCAGCAGCGGAUAAACCUGAACUGGUGGAAAACGGGUCAAAGAAACGGCGGUCGGCUUCCCAAGGGCAGGAUUCAAAAGCCAAAAAACAAAAGGCCCUUGGCACCGUGGAGCAGACAACAAUCGAAAAGGAACAAAACCAUGUCCUCAAUGGAGUAUCCAAGGAGGAACCCGAGUUCAAAGUUCCUGUGACGCCAGUGAAGAAGGCGAAUGCGCGAAGGAUCCCUGCCAAACAAUCCAAGCAACCUCCAUUGACUCCAACGCCGAGUCUCAUCAGCGUUAUCCGAGCUCCCUAUAGCUCUGGGGAUAUUGACGACGCUACUCCUCCUCCUGACCGCCCUGUUGAACCGCACGUCACCAACGCGCCAUUGGUCACGCCUGGAGGAACACAGCACGUAGCGUAUGAAGACACUCUUCCAGAGUCGACCCCUUCAAAGACCGGCCUCCCUCGGCCGACAGCGACAACAAAUACCCUCCUGGAUCAGGCAUGUGCCCACCUCAUCAGCGUCGACCCACGCUUGAAACCCCUGAUCGAGAGACAUCCGUGCCAUAUAUUCUCAGCCAAGGGUCUGGCCGAGGUAAUUGAUCCAUUUCGCUCGCUAUCUAGCGGAAUCAUGGGCCAACAGGUGUCGGGCGCCGCGGCCAAGUCGAUCAAGAACAAGUUUAUAGCCUUGUUCAACGAGGACGGGUCUGAACAAAUACAGUUUCCGACACCAGCACAAGUCGCUGUGACGGACAUUGCAAGGCUACGUCUUGCGGGCUUGUCUCAGCGGAAAGCAGAGUAUAUCCAGGGCCUCGCUCAGAAAUUUAUCACCGGGGAGCUCACGAAUGAGAUGCUCAUGAAAGCUUCCGACGAAGAGGUCAUGGAGAAACUCAUUGCAGUUCGUGGCCUGGGGAAGUGGAGCGUAGAGAUGUUUGCCUGUUUCGGAUUGAAGCGACUUGACAUCCUUUCGACCGGCGACUUGGGUGUGCAAAGGGGCAUGGCUGCAUUUUUUGGCAAAGACGUGAAGAAACUUAAAGCAAAAGGUGGCGGUAAGUGGAAAUACAUGUCUGAGCAGGAUAUGCUCGACAAAAGCGCGCCAUUUGCGCCCUACCGGAGUCUGUUCAUGUGGUACAUGUGGCGAGUGGAAGAUGUGGAUGUCGAAGUCAUGGAGCAGAGUACACUGGCGUAG
Molecule: messenger RNA, 1215 nt
Organism: Fonsecaea erecta
Lineage: Eukaryota; Fungi; Ascomycota; Eurotiomycetes; Chaetothyriales; Herpotrichiellaceae
Exons: 1
Coding region: 1-1215 (404 amino acids)
Biological process (GO): DNA alkylation repair; base-excision repair, AP site formation; base-excision repair
Cellular component (GO): nucleus; protein-DNA complex
Molecular function (GO): DNA-7-methylguanine glycosylase activity; DNA-3-methyladenine glycosylase activity; alkylated DNA binding
Source: RefSeq, a predicted model, not a curated record